Messenger RNA from Aureobasidium subglaciale EXF-2481, 3043 nucleotides. RefSeq lists its product as uncharacterized. The record is from RefSeq and is a predicted model, not a curated record. Lineage: Eukaryota; Fungi; Ascomycota; Dothideomycetes; Dothideales; Saccotheciaceae. Gene Ontology annotation, biological process: protein ubiquitination; ubiquitin-dependent protein catabolic process. Gene Ontology annotation, molecular function: ubiquitin protein ligase activity; zinc ion binding. Gene Ontology annotation, cellular component: nucleus. The transcript has 11 exons. Bases 488 to 2806 code for a protein of 772 amino acids.
UCGUGAUGCGCGUUUGCCCCUUGCAUCUGUAGAGAAGGACGGAAGCGCCGGGAUGAACCUCAACCAUAUCGUCACGUCGUAGCACCUCGGUCUUUCUCGAGUUUCGUUGUUUGUCGAAGGAUCACAAACGGUCAAGAGGUGAUCGUUGAGUUCAGCCACGUCCCACGUUCAUAUAGACGAACAUUAUCGAUAUGAUUGAUGUGCGCUGCAGCCUAUAUUGGAAAUCUUUCCGUGUAGUGUCGCAAAAAUUGGGACGAAGAAAGCGUGCUCUCAUUCGUUCCGCUCAUGACUCAUGUGGGAUCCAAGUGACAGCAUCAUCAUCGCAUGUGAGAACUGAGGCUGUUUCGUACGCUCUCGACAACAUUUUCAAACGACCACAAUAAUUGGAAGGGAACUCGAGAUACUGAAGGCAACUGGUGGUCGCGAUUGUAUUUCAUACUAGAGAAUCACGAGUGCGGUUUGUGUAUUCAGAGAGUAGCAGCAGAAAAUGACGACCGAGCCUCCUUCGGCUGCAGUGCAAGGGGGGCAGGAAACGGACGUGAGCAAUACUGCUGCGCCGGCUGAAACCCAGACUGGGGCGACUUCACAUCACCAAUCAAACUCAAGCCAGAGCAAGAAGCAGGUUUGUCGAUUCUUCAACUCAAAAAAAGGUUGCAAGGCGGGCACUCAAUGUCCAUUCAUGCAUACACAGGCUUCGCGGCCAACAGUGUCAGAACCCAAGCCUCGAGUGUCAAAGCCAAAAGCACGAGCAGAUGGCCUUGAAACUUCUACUCCCCAGCGUCAGUAUGAGCCUCGAGUGGAUCGGUCCAAAGUGGUCUCUAGACCCGUACCCAAGACCGAACGAGAAGAUCCGCGAGUAUUUCAGUUGGGUCAGCUCCGUCGUCGCUUCGCUCCCGCCGAGGAGUCUGUGCAAGAUGCAACUCUGCUCAAGCUGAAGCUGGCCCCAAGCGACCCCGAUUUCCCAUUUGAUCUUCCCUUCUUAAAGUGCUCUCUCACUGUUCCAUUAUCAUACCCAGAGGGCAAACCAAAGCUUCGUAUAACAAACUCGGAGAUGCCACGUGGAUUCCAACUCAAUGUCGAGCGGGGAUUCGAUCAGAUCAUCAUCGACUCACCAGACGCGACACUUCUCGGGGUGUUUAAUCGUCUUGACAAGCAGCUUGAAACACUGCUGUCUGGUGAGAAGGCAGACACCGUGAAAAUAAUACGCAAUGCUCCGAAGAACGAAUCUCAACCUCAACCUCCACCAGUUGCUCAAAAGCCUCGGCCACAACAGGCAAAGACUGCUCGUCGCACAGAGCCCACGCAAACAUAUACGACCGAACAGAAAUUGCAAGCCGAAAAGAAACGUCAAGCGGAUAUCAGACAGCUCGUCGCUAGGCUUGGUCGAUUGCCAGGCUUCGUCCAAUCUUCUGACGACAUCUCAUUCACCCUUCCCUUUCAGCCCACCAAAAAGACGGCCUUGCCUGGAGCAUUACAAAAUCAAAAGUUGAUUCGCUUGGUUGUACCUCAGCUCUAUAAUCUACACGCGCCACGCAUCGAAGUAUUUGGCAAUUAUGACCCCGCAGCGAGAGCUCUCGAGCAAGCAUUCCAGGACCGAGUCAAGGCUGAGAGCGAGUCAAGCUUGAUCGCCCAUAUCAACUAUCUUACCCAGCAUGCACAUACAAUGUCCUUGGUCAAGGAACCAACCCCUGUGCCAGAGGUUCAGGAGCAGCCACAAGAAGCGGUCAGAGCGGGAAUUGUGGUCCCUAUAUCAUCCCACACGCCUGGUACUUUUGCGUCCGAAGACUCUGACAAGUCUCACAUCCACGUCAUCCCGAGGCCUCCAGAAUGGAACAAUGAUGGACCGGAUGAUUGGAGCAGUGACGGUUCGGACUCAUACGAUAGCGGAGACGAAAACGAGGAGGAUGAGACUCCAGAUCAACCAGAGCAACCAACUGCCACAAAUUCAGGGCUUGCGGAGCGUGGUAUAAUGCUGUCUUUCACCAACUUGGAGUUGUAUGGCUGUGAGCUUUUAGAGCUGGUUUCUCUUAGCAUCACAGUCAAAUGCGAGCGCUGUAAAGAUCUGCUCGAUGUUCCGCGGCUGAGGAACAAUGUCAAUGCCGACGUGGCUGGUAUGCGGGAUGAAAUAUGCAAGAAGUGUGCGAACAGCCUCGCAAUUGGAUUCCGAGCCGACCUCAUCCACCAGAAUUCCGUCAGAGCUGGAUACUUGGAUCUUGACGGCUGUACUGUGGUUGACAUGCUUCCGAGCAAUUUCAUUCCGACGUGCUCGGAGUGUUCGACAUCUUACCCAGCCCCCGGCGUUAUUGGUGUUCGAGGAGACUCAAUUCUAGCCAUAUGUAGGGAGUGCCACCGCAAGAUGAGUUUCCGGAUACCGGAGACCAAGUUUUUGCACGUCAGCACAGCUUCCGUCCGAGCGAGUCGCGCGCCGACACGUAGAAAGGUCAAAGAGAACCUUGGCAUCGUUGCUGGACAGGAACUCCCAAGACGCGGUCGUUGCACACAUUAUGCAAAGUCAUACCGAUGGUUCAGAUUCUCAUGCUGUAGCAAAGUCUACGCCUGCGAUAGAUGUCACGAUGAGAAAGAGAGUCAUCCAAAUGAACACGCCAACCGGAUGAUUUGUGGUCACUGCUCGAGAGAGCAGAAUUACGCGCCCGAAAAUUGCCAUUUCUGCCGGGCUAGCCUGAUUGCAAGAAGAGGUCACGGGUUCUGGGAGGGAGGCAAAGGUACUCGGGACAAGACCCGAAUGAGCAGAAAAGAUCCUCGUAAGUACAAGCGAAGACCUGGCACCAAGGUCGGUGGUAGCUAGACGGAAGGACAAGAUCAGCGCCUUGUCUCGAGCGCGUGACUUUCAAUUGUCGGAACCGCAGCAAGGUCGCUAAAGAUGACGGUAUCGUUGCCUUCGCGAUAGCUACUCAUAAGGCGGAUGAAGGUCUCGAAUGGGCAGAUCAUGUUUUGAGAUCAUUAUGCACCGAAUCCGGAAUUCAUCGCUAUUAGCAAGAAGCUUUACAAAUCAUGUCAUUGUGAACGGUUAUAAGUACUCGAG